AUGAGAUUGCUUACCUGUUGGUUCCAGAUCGAGGCUCCAAUGCUGGCUAUUGGAGCGACUGCUUCUUUAAACGCAUCGAUUCUUACGAUUUUCAAACCUCUCACCAAGCCUCGCACGGCACUCCAACUAUUACCUGCCUCUACCAGGGCUAUCACUGCUAUUACUGCUGCUCUUAUUUAUACUGCCGACCAAUACUCGGCCUCUUCAUUAUCUAUCUAUCUAUCUAUCUAUCUAUCUAUCUGUCUCAAUCUUUUCAAUCUUUUUAUAUUUAUCUGUCUACUGUUUGUUAAAAUAUAUCUAUCUCAGUAUGCUCAUAUGUAUCUAUCUCUGUUUGUUAAUAUCUAUCUAUCUAUCUAUCUAUCUAUCUAUCUAUCUAUCUAUCUAUCUAUCUAUCUAUCUAUCUAUCUAAACCUGUUCAUAUCUAUCUAUCUAUCUAUCUAUCUAUCUAUCUAUCUAUCUAUCUAUCUCAAUCUUUUCAUAUUUAUCUGUCUACUGUUAAAAUAUAUCUAUCUCAGUAUGCUCAUAUCUAUCUAUCUCUAUCUGAGUUUGUUAAUAUCUAUCUAUCUAUCUAUCUAUCUAUCUAUCUAUCUAUCUAUCUAUCAGCAGUUUGUUCAUAUCUAUCUAUCUAUCUAUCUAUCUAUCUAUCUAUCUAUCUAUCUGCUUUAG
Molecule: messenger RNA, 666 nt
Organism: Acanthosepion pharaonis
Lineage: Eukaryota; Metazoa; Mollusca; Cephalopoda; Sepiida; Sepiidae
Source: the annotation of a GenBank genome assembly